Prunus armeniaca (apricot) is the source of this 1053-nucleotide messenger RNA. Lineage: Eukaryota; Viridiplantae; Streptophyta; Magnoliopsida; Rosales; Rosaceae. The record is from the annotation of a GenBank genome assembly.
AUGAGGUUGAAGGGCGAGAUUCACAAUCCUUGCUGCGACGAAGAAGAAGAGAAGGUGGCUGAGGAAAACGGCAGAGAAUUGAAUUCGAUUGUCGGCGUUGGGAUUUCUCCGCCUGCGAAACUCGUCGUUGGCUAUGCCUUGACCUCCAAGAAGAAGAAGAGCUUCUUGCAGCCCAAACUUCUUGGCUUGGCUCGGAAUAUGGGAAUAUUCUUCAUUGCAAUUGAUCUAAACAGGCCACUUUCAGAUCAAGGCCCCUUUGAUGUUGUUUUGCAUAAGUUGGCAGGAAAAGAGUGGUCCGAGAUUAUUGAGGAUUACAGACAAAAACAUCCAGAAGUAACUGUCCUUGAUCCACCAAAUGCAGUACAACAUCUACACAACCGCCAGUCCAUGCUUCAGGGCGUGGCAGAUCUGAAUUUGUCUGACUGCCAUGGCAGGGUUGGUGUUCCAAAGCAGUUGAUUGUUACAAAAGAUCCAUUAUCUAUUCCUAAUGAAGUUGAUAAAGCUGGGCUCAAAUUGCCGCUGGUUGCUAAACCGCUACUUGUGGAUGGUAGUGCCAAGUCACAUGAACUAUUUCUAGCUUACGACCAAUGCUCACUCUCAGAACUUGAACCUCCGUUGGUUCUGCAGGAGUUUGUAAAUCAUGGUGGUGUUCUCUUUAAAGUUUAUAUUGUUGGGGAAGCCAUAAAGGUUGUCAGGCGUUUCUCUCUUCCUAAUAUCAGUAAACGUGAACUAGAAAAACUUGCUGGUGUGUUCCGUUUCCCCAGGGUUUCAUGUGCUGCAGCUUCAGCAGAUGAUGCAGACCUGGACCCCAGCAUUGCUGAACUUCCUGAACGACCUUUGUUAGAGAACCUUGCAAGGCAGCUCCGCCAACGAUUGGGCCUCCGGUUAUUCAAUGUUGAUAUGAUCCGAGAGCACGGGACAAAGGAUGUCUUUUAUGUCAUUGACAUCAACUACUUUCCUGGUUACGGCAAAAUGCCAGACUAUGAACACAUAUUUACAGAUUUCCUGCUAAGCCUUGUUCAGAGCAAGCAUAAGAAGAGACCUGCUACUUAA